Molecule: messenger RNA, 405 nt
Organism: Hemibagrus wyckioides
Lineage: Eukaryota; Metazoa; Chordata; Actinopteri; Siluriformes; Bagridae
Product: galectin-2-like
Exons: 4
Coding region: 1-405 (134 amino acids)
Molecular function (GO): carbohydrate binding
Source: RefSeq, a predicted model, not a curated record
AUGGUAGAGGCUGAGCUGAACAAUGUUCUUUUCAGAGCUGGAGAUCGGUUGAAAGUCCAAGGGAGGAUUCAUUUGGAUGCUAAAAGAUUCCAAGUUGACCUCGGCUCCGGGUCCAGUGAACUAGCUCUACACUUUAAUCCUCGUUUUCAUGACGGUGAUGACAAGAAGCCAGUGUUGGUGUGUAAUUCAAAGUGGGAUGGCAUCUGGAACCAGGAGCAAAGAGAAACACACACUUUCCAGCCAGGCUCCACUUUUAAGGUUGUAGUGAAGCACGCAGGAGGACAGUUUGAGGUGAUGCUACCGGAUGGGCAUAUGAUCGAGUUCCCAAAUCGGCAUGGGGUGGAUGACAUCACUUAUAUUUGUGUCAAGGGUGACAUUAGCCUCACUUCUUUUAAGAUGAAGUGA